This is a messenger RNA of Coniophora puteana RWD-64-598 SS2, 711 nucleotides long. RefSeq lists its product as uncharacterized. The coding region runs from base 1 to 711 and encodes 236 amino acids. The record is from RefSeq and is a predicted model, not a curated record. The transcript has 9 exons. NCBI's taxonomy places the organism in Eukaryota, Fungi, Basidiomycota, Agaricomycetes, Boletales, Coniophoraceae.
AUGAGCACCAUCAUCUGUCCAUUCUGUGUCUGCCAGGCAGUCUUGGGGCUGUUUAUCAGUGAAGACUUUCCCAAUGAAGGCAGGGUAAGAGUGAAGAGAUGUCACAGCUCGCUAGAAUUCUGGGAGCGCAGCAGCAUAUCAGCUGCCAUGGAUUGCACAUCUCUGAUCAUCGCAACUCACCUCAACUCUUUUGGCUUUCUCUACCUUGUUCAGCCUGUACCUCCUGAGUUUCCUGUGCUCCAGACUUUUUAUUGCCGCCCAACAUGCUUCUUGAAUAUCCAUGAGGUGCUGAACAUGAUCAGGUUGACAAAAGUCGAGCUUGUUCCAGCUGGGAAGAAGUUGGCUGGGAGCCUUGAUGACUGUGCUGUCAACAACCCAGCAGAUCAAUGCAAUGGUGAUGGGUCCAACAAUGAUGAAGUUCCUGAGGCCAGAUAUGAGGUCACCUGCAAUGAAAUGGUCAGCAAGGUGGACUUUCCUGAUGUAGCAGGGACCCCAUUUGUAGCUGAAACUAACAUCAAUGCUGGCAAAGACACCAACAAAAGUGAGAAGGCAGUGUCCCUGGGUGACCCAGCAGAUGCUGAGGUGCAACAGGAGGAUGAACAAGAUGAUGUCACCACACCCCUUUCUAUGGAAGGCAUUGAACUUGGCUCACUGUUGGAGAAUGAGGACAAGGAUGAGGAUGAGCAGGACAACAACCAAGAAGAGCAAUGA